CACCAUUGCGGCGCACGGAGAAGGGUUCCGGAUCUCGGGUCCAAUCAGAACUGGGCGCUGCUUCCGGUCUGGCGUCACGCCCAUGACGUGACGCCGUCCAGUCGUAGUUAUCGCCUUCGUCUACGGCCCCUACGCUACACUCCCAUGGUAGCGGCCAUUUUCCUGUACGGAAAAUACCUUCGCUCUCUUACGCCACGUGACCUUAUUUCGCCAGCCAGAGGCCUGGAAUCAAUUAAAGAGCCCACCCCUGCAAGGAGCUGGUUGGCCUGUUCCAUUCCAUUUAUAGGGGUGCUGAGUUAUUCUAUUCCCUCCGGGCGCCCCUGAAGGAGAGGCCGGGCUGAACCCGAGGGGAAGUCGCACAACACGGACAGCACAAUUCUAGCACGCCACCCACUUAGUGCGCACGCGCGGUCUGAAGACAGCCGAGUGACAAGAUGGCAUCUGACAGUGGCGUUUGCGCAUGUGCAGCAGACACCGAGAUGGCACCCCGGCUCGGUAGCCUACGGCAUGCCCCUUCCACGCAUGCGUGGUUGUUCCGUACGCCACAAGUCUUCCCUCGUCGCUGCAGCUACUUCCGGGUUACCGUCAGCAGCCUGUAUGCCGUACACGAUGGCGGCCCCCAGAGGCCGCGUAUGGAAGGGGAAGCGAUCAUCGAUGCGCCCGUAGCAGAUCGCUGGCGUAUUGGUCACAAUGUGAUGGCGAGCGAGCCAACUGCUCAGACUUCUCGGGUGACACGCACAACCUCCCGCUUGACCUCUGGCCCUUGGAAACGCCCAGCUGCCCCAGCCCCUGCUGCAGCUGCCAGUGGGCCCCGCUUCUGGGAGGGGCAGGAUGUGCUGGCCCGCUGGACUGAUGGCCUGCUCUACCUGGGUACCAUCAAGAAGGUGGAUGCUUCACGGCAGGUUUGUCUGGUGCAGUUUGAGGACAAUUCCCAGUUCCUGGUGCUCUGGAAGGACAUUAACCCUGCCGCCGUGCCUGGGGAGGAGCAGCUCUGCUGCGUGUGCUACUCCGAGUCCGUGAGCCCAGAGAACCAGUUGGUGCGGUGUGAGAAAUGUGGGCACACCUACCACCAGGAGUGCCACCUGCCCAGAGUGCUGGAUGCCAGCAGCGAAGGAGCGGGGGGGCUCGCCGCAUGGAUGUGUCGGCAGUGCGUCUUUGCUGUGGCCACCAAGAGGGGCGGUGCACUCAAGAAAGGCCCCUAUGCCAAGGCCAUGUUGAGCAUGAAGCUGGUACUGCCCUAUCAGCUCAAGGCUUUGGAGUGGGACCCUGCGCACCUGACCAAUCGGCAGCAAUGUUACUGCUACUGUGGAGGCCCUGGAGAGUGGAACCUGAAGAUGUUGCAGUGCUGCAGCUGUGCCCAGUGGUUCCAUGAGGCAUGUACCCAGUGUCUGAGCAAGUCACAGCUUUAUGGAGAUAGAUUUUAUGUCUUUGAGUGCUGUGUCUGCACUGGGGGCCCCGAGAGCGUACGGAGACUUCCUCUGAGAUGGGUGGAUGUGGCCCAUCUCAUUCUCUAUCAUCUUAGCAUCUGCUGCAAAAAGAAAUACUUUGACUUUGAGCGGGAGAUCCUGCCGUUUGCCAGCGAGAACUGGGACAACCUGCUCCUGGGAGAGGUGGGGCUGGACAUGGUGGGGAAGGGGCUAGAGCUGAGCAAGGACUGGGAUGGAAAUGAAAGAGGGAAGGGGUGGUACCCAGGCAGAGAGUGGAGUGGGGUGGGAGGGACUUGCUGCAUCCCAGUGCCCCGUCCUCCACCUGCCACGCCCUCGCCCCUACGCUGCAUCCCAGUGCCUUCUGAAAAACUCUGCCACGUUCCACCAAUGUUCAUUUCAGGGAAGGAGAUCAAGAAGCGGAAGGGUCUCUUUGGGCUCCACAUGCGAGUGCCGCCUCCUGCACCUCAGUGCCCUGCCGAUGCCACAGCCCAGCAGCCCCAGGGGCAGCCCUCACUUGCUGACAGUCGCUUCCUUUCAGGGCAGGGCAGCAGUGGGGCAGGGCGCCGGAGGCUACGGAGGCGGAAGGUCCCUCUGGAACCCGCAGACACCAUGGAGCUGAGGAGCAGCAGGGAGAAGUGGCAGCUGGACAGAGCCCUCCCCCAGGAGGGGGUGGAGCCUCCCGUCAGUGCUAGCCAGACCUACUGUGGCUACAGUGGCACUUCCAGCACCUACAACUUCCGCCGCACAGACGCCCGCUGCCUGGAGAGUGCUCCCAUCAGGAUGUUCGCCUCCUUCCACCCCUCUGCCAACACCGCCCGGCCCCUGAGUGCUCCCAUCAGGAUGUUCGCCUCCUUCCACCCCUCUGCCAACACCGCCCGGCCCCUGAGACCAGACCUCCCGGACCCCAGAGAAGUACCUGCCCUGGAGAGCGAGAGCCCUGAGCAACCCCCUGCCCCAUCUCCGCUGCCCCAUGUCAACUGCCCAGCCCCGAGCACCAAGCACCAGCCAGAGCCCCUGGCCUCGCCCUCCUCCUCCAGCUCUUUGUGCCCAGGCCCUGCCCCCUCCACCAGUAGCUACUUUGGAGCCAUGGGGCGCCUGGCCCGUGGGGAGGCUGUCCGCAUCCUGGCCCGAAGAGUCACCCUGGAUGGCACAGUCCAGUACCUGGUGGAAUGGGGUGGAGGGAGCAUGUUCUGAGGGGGGGUAGAAAUGCCAGAGCAACACCUCCUCUCCUGGGGCUGCCGAGUUGUCAGCAUCCCCCCUCUCCCCCCACUGAACAGAACGCACCUCCCGGGAGCCCCCAGGACAGUGCAGGGUCAGGCUUCUCCCGUGGAAGGGGGUGGAUUUGCCCCUCUCUGAUGGGGGGGGGUCUCACCUUCAGCUUGGAUGUAAGGCAGGAACGGCUUAGUCCUGCUCAGAGAAGGGCCCCAGGGUGGAGAGGGGCGCCCCUCCCUCCCCAGGGCAAAUGCUUCAUUUUAGUCAAAGGGUUUAUUUUCUUGUUGCAUUUGUAGGGUUCUGUAAAAACUAUUUAAACGAGGGGGAGAGCAGAGCAUGGGGCACCCCCCGAGAUGGGUCUGGCCAAGGCAGAAUGGGCAGCUCAGCAAGGCCUGGGAGGAAAGGGGUGCCCCCCCGUCACCCAUCCUGCUUUCCCUGCUGUAUGGAGGGCACCGGUUCUGCUCCCCACAGGCCAGCUGUGCCCUCUCCCCCCAGCGUGCUGCUGCUGCCACACUGCCAUUCUGACUGUAAAACCACACCUGCAAUAAACAGCUUGCUGCA
This is a messenger RNA of Pelodiscus sinensis (Chinese soft-shelled turtle), 3200 nucleotides long. The record is from RefSeq and is a predicted model, not a curated record. Lineage: Eukaryota; Metazoa; Chordata; Testudines; Trionychidae.